This is a messenger RNA of Plasmopara halstedii, 4161 nucleotides long. RefSeq names its product Zinc finger, C2H2. Gene Ontology annotation, cellular component: centrosome; centriole. NCBI's taxonomy places the organism in Eukaryota, Oomycota, Peronosporomycetes, Peronosporales, Peronosporaceae. Bases 1 to 4161 code for a protein of 1386 amino acids. Gene Ontology annotation, biological process: centrosome cycle; interkinetic nuclear migration; positive regulation of centriole elongation. The record is from RefSeq and is a predicted model, not a curated record. The transcript is spliced from 5 exons.
AUGUCAGAGGCAGAUCCGGACGACGUCUACGCCAGCGAUGAGUACGAGCUUGAUUCGCCUGCGCACUCUCCACCAUCCUCUAUGCACUUGCAUCAAUCUCAAGAUCGUUUUACAACUCUAAACACACUCCAUUCCGAUGCCAAUGUUUCAGAAAGUGAAUCACAAGCCGUCACACUAAAAUCGAUACCAAAAUCUAAGCCAAAGCAAAUGUCUCGCGAGUCUGACAGUGUCAGUAGACAUCAUUUGCUGGAUAAUACUCCAUGGACGUAUAUAAUUGUGGCUUCACAAGUCCGUAUGCUACGAGUCCCAUUAGCUGACUCAAUAGCAAUUCGAGAGCUGCGGGUCUAUGCAACAAUUGACAAACAGGCAUUUCAAUCUCAGGGAUCAAGAUGGAAACACGAGCUACACUCCAUAAAGAGGGAUUUUUCCACAAAUUUUGCUAAGAAGCAGGAAGUUCAUACCAAAUCAUCACGGCGAGUGCAGCCGUAUCGACGAAGUGGAAUGAUGGAGGAAGCGAGGUGGGUGCGAGGCGACGGGCAGCUGCAAUGGACUUUCCCGAUGGAAAAGUUUCGUCGUUUAAAAGCAUAUUCACCAAGGAUCAAGGCGUUUGUGUAUGGCAUUAGAGAAGCAGGACCGUUGCAAACCUUGCAAACCCAAAUGGAAACUCUCGCGCAUCAAGUGAAACAGGGACAUAUCUUGAGCUUUGGAUGGUUCUUUCUCGACUUAAGAACUCCCGACCUUCCUGAACGGUGGCAUAAGUUGCAAAACUCUCCUUUUGGUGGUGAGAUCCUGGUUUCCAGCACCUUCUUGCCAAAAGAGAAAUCACUCACACAGCAGCUACCCAAUGUUACAAUGGCACAAUUUGGUGACAAAGCAUCUACUGUUGUGCGACAUGACACAAAAAUACUCACAAUCUUCGAGACGGAAGCUGUGUCAGCUGCAGCUCCAAAUAAUAGUGGAGAAUUUUUGCGAAUUGGUGAUGGCGAAGGUCAGGACGUUUUUGUGCUGUCGGUUUUUAUACAAGGAGCCUUCAAUCUUGCGGAAGUGGUGAAAACCUCAAUGGGAGAGAUACGACAAGAAUCGGAGCGGACUGGAUACUGGCUUAGUUACUCGCUCUUCGACAUUGUGGUCCAGACAGAUAUCUUCUUUAAUGUGGAUGUUGCUGAAUUUCCGCCUAUUCGCGAUAGCUUUCGCUUAAAAAGUAGCGUGAAGAAUCUAGAACAGUGUCUUGAGGCUUUGGAAAAACUCACUGUGUUUUUAUGUACUGAAAACCGAGUGCUUGCCGGAGUGGAAAUUCCGCUAAAGUUAUUGCUUACCAACGGUUUUUUUGCAGAAAUAAGAAUGGAAGGAAAAAAGUUGGAACUCGGUGACAAGUCCGUUUUCGAGGGCAAAUUCCCGUUUCCUGACUUCAACGAUACCUUAAUCUCUGCAUCUAUCACGGUAGAAUUUGUUGAACCGACUUCGUAUACGGAUAGGAUUCAUCACAAUGAUCCAAAGUACAAGGCAGAUGAAGCAGCUGACAGUGAUGCACAGGACCAAUUGAAUUUGAAGGGAAAUAAUGCAAUCAACGCAAGUAUUGAGUCAGACGGUCCGGUCUCCUUCAAGCUAGAUCAUCUACGUUUGAAAAGGUCAGCACUAUACUCUUUUAACGGUCACGAAAACGUAUGCAUCGAGCUACAAAUUGGCCACAAUACAGCAACGGGCAUAUUGGUAAUUUUUUCCUACACCAAUAGGCAAGUAUUUGCAACUUGUCAGGCACUUGACGAGACUGUCGUGGAAUCUUUGCGUCACAUUGUGCUUGAUACAGACAUUCGUGUGAAAUGUUUUUCAUCAGUUUCUGACACUGUGGUUGCAGAGUCUUCGCAAUGUGUAAAAAUAGUUGGUGACGAUGAAGGCUACCCAAGAUCGAUCGUAGUUCAAUUGCAAAACAAAUCAAGACAGGUUGUGGGGCAAUGCACGUUAUCAUGUUUACGUGGGUCUCAGAGACCUAACCGUGAAUAUAUUUAUGAUGCAAGCGGAAAAAGUCGACUCUAUCAACUAUGUAUAAAGCUAGAAUCAAUUCGCGACUUCCUUUCACCCGGAGGGUAUACACUUCGCUACCAGAAUCCAUUCCUCAAUUCAGCGCAAGUCACAAGUGACUGGUUUACCUUGAAGAACACGGGUAGGAUGAAGACAAUAAACUUUUAUUGCAUUUUCGACUUGAUCAGAAAUCCACUACAACUGAAACAAGAAAUGCAAGGAUUGGUCAACAUUGAUCUAAUCUCAAGCGAUGAAGAAAUAAUUGGAAGUGCAAUCUUCAGUUUGAGCUACUUGUAUUUCUCAGAAGAACACUUUUGCUGCUCUUCGGAAAACUGCGAUAAGAUAUUCCUAUCCCAAGCUGAAACCGAGGCUCACUGGCUGGAAGUUCAUACUGAAUCAGCCCUUCCGGUUACUCAAGCUAAACACGAGGGAUAUUCACAUUCGUACCGCAGUUGCUCGAUUAAUAUCCCAAUUGUCAGUUUUGGAAGCAAUGACGAGUCGAGUGAUCAACGAUCAAAUCGUCUAGGAUCCAUAUGUGUGUCAGCGUACUUGGAAGAUACUGGAUUGCUAACUGAGGAACGUGCGUCCGCUCGAAAUGCAGUACUUGCUCUGCUUCGAUCUCCAUUUCAAGAAAAAGCGAUUAAUUAUGAUGAAACGCAAGUCGAACUGCGGCUAGUAGAGGCUGCAGUGCCAAACCAAGACCACUCAAAUAAUCUGCCAGUCGUACUAGAAGCCAAUGAAUUUAGUGAAUCGAUACCAGCCAUAAACGAAUUUUCUACAGCUGAAGCUGUUGCUCAAAAGCAACAUCAAAGGACUGAAGAGGAGAGAUUGCGUGAACAAGCAAAGAAAGUAGCACAACUACACGAGGUUUUGGAGCGCGAAAGAAGUGCUUGGAAGCAUGAACAACAUCUUCAGCAAUUGCAAUGGAAACGACGCUUUGCCGAGAUUGAAAAGUCUAGAAUGGACGAACUUGAAGAAGAAUGGGCUCGCCGGGAAGAAGAGAGGAGCAGCUUGCUUAAAUCUGCGCAGGAAGAAUACCAGCAGCUGGAACAAACGCUUCGAGACUCGUUGUCUAACUUGGAGACGAGGGAGCGUUGUCUCGCGGUGGCUGAAGCCGCUUUGCAGCGGGAGCAAGAGGUCAAGCGCGAUGAAAACGAAUCUUUGCAGCGCCGUUUAAAAAGUGAGCAACGCCACACGCUGGCGUUGACAAAGAAGGAGACAGACGCCUAUGAACGACGCGUACAAUUGUUAGAGUCUCAGCUGAGUGAUGCAGAACGGCGAGCCAAGCAAGUUGAAGCAGAUUUUGCCGAGUAUCGACAGCAACAGCGCAAGCUUCCCGAGUCCAAACUACGUGAAGAGAUUGCGGCUCUUAAAGGCAAUGUUUCCGAGCUAGAAAAGCAAAAAAUGCUUAAAGAGCGUGAGUGUGAAGGUGCCACAGCAAGCGUCGAGAAGAUGAAAGCACAGCUUGACCAAAUGGCCAAUUUGCUAACUAGAGAAAAAAAGAAGCACGAAGCACGAGUAGUAGAUGAACUGGAAAAACUUCGUGUAAAAUACGUUGCUCGAGAGGAGAAAUACGUGCUGGAUGGUGAUCGAGAUGAAUUACGAGCGAUUAAGCAGCAGUUAGACGAGUUAAAGGGGUUUAAAUUGCGGAGCAAAAGUGGAUACAGAAGAUUUUAUAAACAACGUCCGAACGGACCAGCUUCACGUAGCUAUUGCUCACAACAAUCUGCGAUGAUACACCAGUCACGCUCACCAAGUGAGUCCAAUCGUAAAUCUCAAAUUGAGAAUGCAUUUCAAAAUGGAAACAAUUGGGACACGUUUUCGUCUGUAGAAGGCAUAUACCCAGGCACGUUUUCCGAGUCAAGAACUCACGGGCCACUGAGCGAACAAGAUGAAUCAAGAUCCCAUUUGAUUGUAAUCAGCCACCGAGGCUCAGAGGCGACUGAAAAGGUUGUCGAUCAAGUUGGAUUACGCAGCUCUGUUGACUCUAGUGCUGCACAAACUACUAUCGAACUUGGUCGACUCCUACGCGAGCGGAAAAUGCUGCUGGUUAGUGGGGCAUACGAUACCCAAAGUUAUUUGGUUCGAGAGCUUGACCGACUUAUUAGCAUCGCGAAAGAGAACUCGGACAAUAACCAUUAG